This is a messenger RNA of Mollisia scopiformis, 1649 nucleotides long. Its product is annotated as P-loop containing nucleoside triphosphate hydrolase protein. The transcript has 6 exons. The coding region runs from base 178 to 1560 and encodes 460 amino acids. Gene Ontology annotation, cellular component: nucleus; chromosome. Lineage: Eukaryota; Fungi; Ascomycota; Leotiomycetes; Helotiales; Mollisiaceae. Gene Ontology annotation, molecular function: ATP hydrolysis activity; ATP binding. The record is from RefSeq and is a predicted model, not a curated record. Gene Ontology annotation, biological process: reciprocal meiotic recombination; meiotic recombination checkpoint signaling.
CCUAGAAGCACGUGUCAGAGCGGAUGCCCGUGAUGAUCUCGACACUUCUACAGCUUCACAGUUGAAGGAUGUGCUCGAGACGCACUUCAGCACUGGAGAGCAUACUUUUGAGUUAUUGGAGGACAUCUUAGCCAACGACCGAUGUAAGUGAUUGAUCUGACAAUUCCCAACGUAUACAUGUACAUGAACACCGCACUCGUUGACCCUGAUAUAGCCGCCGAUCUUAGAUUGGGUCAUCAUUUGCCACUGGUAAAGAAAACAUUGCAAUCACUCAAAGUGGUCGAGUACCUCGGACCAAGUGCUGAGGAAUCUACCUUUUCCUCGAAGAAUGUUCGAAUCGAGGUCUAUGUAUAUGGGUUAUAUGGCAAUGCGAGAUCUUUGGAGGAAGACCGUCAUUUCCCUCAGGCAGAGCUGACGCCGAUGCCACAUAUUAGGUUCGAAGGAAUAUGGGAUGAGCUAGUAUUCACUGAUAAUAUCAAAGAAGACCUCCUCUGGAUGAUGAUCAACAUUCUUCGAUUCUCUCUGCGGUCUUCGGACAAUUCACGUGGCGAAGUGAACCCACUCAUCCUGCUCCACGGCCCCCCUGGUACGGGCAAAACUAGUCUUUGCCAAGGACUCGCCCAAAAGAUAGCAAUCCGACUUCGAUCGCAGUACGACCACACUACACUAGUUCAGAUAAACACCGCUACGCUGCUCUCCAAAUAUUACAGUGAGAGUGCGAAACAAGUCGACGAGAUCUUCACGAAGAUAGCAUGCCUGUGCCAAGAAGAACCAAACACCUUCACAUGUGUACUUAUUGAUGAGAUAGAAAGCAUUGCAAGCUCUCGAGAGUUCAGUACAACGGGCGACGAAUCACACGACUCACUGCGGGCUACAAAUGCUCUUCUCACCGGCCUGGACAAGACGAAUCAUUACCCCAACGUCAUCUUUCUUUGCACCACUAAUAUGUUCACCGCUCUGGAUGAUGCAUUCCUUGAUAGAUGUGGGCUGAAAAGAGAAGUCGCAAUUCCGUCGCUUCCUUCGCAGUACCAAAUCAUCAGGAAAAGAUUGCAGAAGCUCAUCGACAGGGGGGUGAUCCAGACUGAUGAAUCACUUCUUUCACAUGAAGAUGCAAGGCUGUGUGCAGAACUGGACUCGAGAAAUACGCCUGCCAGACUUUUGGCUAUAGCGCAGCUUAUCAACUCAUGCCCUGGAAUGAGUGGACGAUCAUUGACCCAGCUUCCCGAGCGUGCUGUACUACAACACCUACGAGAGGAUGAGUGCGACAUGGAUAUGGCUUUGACCUUUAUCGAGAGAGUGCUAAAAUUGCCACAGCCAAAGGCCCAGGAAACGGAAAGCUAUGUGAAAGUGGAGCAGACCGAAAAGAAACUUUCGUCAAUCCCAGAUCCGCAAGCUGAAAAGCACGAAAGAAAGAAUGAUAUUCAGGUGGAACAGCAUGGAACAGAGAUCGAGAUCCGGGGUAUGAAGAGGACACUCAGGAUGCUCUUCGAAGAUGAUCUGGACAUUGAGGUAUUGCAGAGAUGCAUUGCAGAGGCGCGAAAGAGACCUGUGCAAGAGUAAAGGACGCGGAUUCUGACAGGCCGAUGCUACCAACUCCAUGAGCAGAGAGGACAUAAAACCAAAUAGCUUCAUUGAUCGUGGUUGUGCAA